AUGGCAUCGUGCUCGGACGAUAUCAUUUGGCAGGUGAUAAACCACCAAUUCUGUGCCUUUAAGCUCACGACAGCUCAGAAGGAUAGUUUCUGUCGGAACGAGUAUAAUGUUAACGGUGUUUGCAGCCGGCUAACCUGUCCUCUUGCCAAUGCAAAGUACGCUACGAUUCGAAACGUCGACGGCCGGAUCUAUCUGUAUAUGAAGACUGCUGAACGACAGCAUAUGCCGAAUAAAUGGUGGGAGCGUAUCAAGCUUUCGAAGAAUUACGCCACUGCUUUGGAGCAGAUCGACCAGCACCUGAUCUACUGGUCGCCCUUCCUGAUUGAUAAGUGCAAGCAACGUUUGACCCGGUUGGUGCAGGUAGCCAAUGCUGAAAGACGGCUUGCACUCAAGGAGCAAGAGAGGCAAUACACACAUGUGGCGCCCAAGAUCCGUCGGCGUGAACAAACGAGAGAACGGAAGGCAUUGACGGCAGCCAAGCUCGAAAGAGCUAUUGAGAAAGAGCUUUUGGACCGUCUUAAGAGCGGAGCAUACGGAGACCAGCCACUCAAUGUUGAUGAGAAGAUUUGGAGCAAGGUUCUUAGAGGUGUUGAAGACAAGGACGGCGAGGAAGCCGACGUCAAUGAAGAGCACGAGGAAGAAGAAGAGGAAGAGAGCGACGUUGGAGAGAUCGAGUAUGUCGAGGAUGACGACGAAGAUGUUGUCGACAUGGAAGAUCUCGAAAAAUGGCUGCAGGGCAGCGACGUUUCCGACCAAGGUGAACAGUCCAGCGACGAUAGCGAUGAGGGCGAUAACGACGACGACAAGAAGCGUCCGGCCAAAAAGCUUCGUGGGCACGUGGAAAUCGAGUACGAGCAAGAAAACUUGGUCGAUGCCGCUCGCUAA
Molecule: messenger RNA, 885 nt
Organism: Wickerhamiella sorbophila
Lineage: Eukaryota; Fungi; Ascomycota; Dipodascomycetes; Dipodascales; Trichomonascaceae
Product: Protein MAK16
Exons: 1
Coding region: 1-885 (294 amino acids)
Biological process (GO): maturation of LSU-rRNA; maturation of 5.8S rRNA
Cellular component (GO): nucleolus; preribosome, large subunit precursor
Source: RefSeq, a predicted model, not a curated record